AAUUAGUUAAUAGCAUUAUGGAAAGGUACACCUCUUAUUCAUUGUUCGGAUGAAAAUAUAAGCAUGUUCUUUAACAAUCUAAUGUGAUAUGACUACAAAAAGUUUUUUAAGAAUGUAGAUAACUAUAUAUUUAAAUCUUAAAAGUAAUCAGUAUAUUCCUCUGGAUUAUGCACUCGAUUUUGACGCAGUUUGGUUUGAAUUCUAACUGCUCCCAUGAUCAUGUUUCUCUAUAUUUCCCCACGUGUACAUGUAUACACAUGAAGGAUCCCAUUAUAUGCGACAAUACUCUCAGGAGUUGCACUGUAUUUCAAUGAGGGAUAUAUGCAUAUAAACUGGGUUUCGAAUUCGAUAUAUGAAACUACACGUGGCUUCAUUUUUUAAUACAUUUUUUGAGCACAUUUUACAGGAUUUACCAUCAUUCCAAGGACAGGACAUCGUGAAAUGCAGCAACUGCUCACAAUUUGCUCAGCGUUAUUGUAAUGACUGUUGUAAGUCACAUUGUGAAGAUUGUGCACAGAAACAUCAUUGUGGGGAAGAACACACGCUGGAAGAUGCUAAAAGCAAAAUACAGACGGAAAUAAUGAAGGAAGAGCCGGACGAUAAAGACGAUAUGCUAGGAUCAAUAAGCAGGGAAUAUCGUGAUUAUCUAAUCAAGAGAAGAGAUUAUUUAGAACCACAAAAAGUGAACGAGCGUCAAGCAACAGCGGCUAGGGACGUAGGACAUCCCAAGGAUUAUGGUGGCUCACACUUACCGUUAUCUGCCGUUGAGUUCAGGAGUUCAUCAUCGGGUGCAGGAUAUAACCAAAUAGCAUCUCCAAAGAAUCCUCAAUGUCUUCCAAAUUCUUCGAUGUGUGUAAAAGUCUUGCAAAGGGAUGCCAAAGGAAGUGACGAAUAUCUUGUAGGAGGAAGUUUAAGAGUACACAUUUAUCAGGAAAACAUUAUUGAAUUGGUGAAUAUCAGUGUGCUUGUUUGUGGAGAAGGCCGUGAUCAACAUGGACAAGGUUUCCUUGCCAAACAAAUCCUAGAAAAGGCCACCAAAAACCAAAAAAAGGAUAUUUCAAAACUCUUUAAAGAAGCAAAUCACAUUCAAUGGUCUCAGACUGAAGGCUUAGAUAUGUUGUGGAAAACAACAUCAAAUAUCCUUGAGAAGGCAAAUAAGAAGAAAAAGAAAGUCAAACCAUUAUCAAUCGCCAUGCCUCUGCUCGGUACAAGCUCUAUUAAAAAUACAGAAUAUUUACAACAGUAUGCUGAUGUUGUGUGUCAUUCCAUUUUGGACUUCUCAAAACAAAUAGAUCAGAAUCCAAGGCUUCAAGAAAUACAUCUAGUGAACCAUAAUGCUCCUGCCACAGAGGCACUGAAAAAGGCAUUUGCUGCAGUGCAAGAAAAUAAACAGGACAUAACAAGAAGACGUUGAGCAACAGACAAUGUUUUGGAGGACUUGGCACUAACUCAGAGUGCUUUGGUAUGGUGAACAAAUAUUUGCAAGAGAGAAGAACAUCUUAUUUUGUAGUUUUGUGCCUACCCGAUUAAUUUUACAAGAAUAUUUAAAAAAUAUCUCGAAAAUUAUGUAAAUAAUUUGAGCAAAGUUGAUCACAAUUGAAGAUUGAUAACCUUUUCCG
Molecule: messenger RNA, 1619 nt
Organism: Saccostrea cuccullata (small rock oyster)
Lineage: Eukaryota; Metazoa; Mollusca; Bivalvia; Ostreida; Ostreidae
Exons: 4
Coding region: 353-1414 (353 amino acids)
Molecular function (GO): zinc ion binding
Source: RefSeq, a predicted model, not a curated record